Messenger RNA from Cryptomeria japonica (Japanese cedar), 1007 nucleotides. RefSeq lists its product as uncharacterized. NCBI's taxonomy places the organism in Eukaryota, Viridiplantae, Streptophyta, Pinopsida, Cupressales, Cupressaceae. The record is from RefSeq and is a predicted model, not a curated record. Gene Ontology annotation, molecular function: protein phosphatase regulator activity; protein phosphatase 1 binding. The coding region runs from base 1 to 915 and encodes 304 amino acids. The transcript has a single exon. Gene Ontology annotation, cellular component: plasma membrane.
AUGGUGGAUUUGUUGCUGACAGUGCCUGACCGGAAGAAGCAUGUCCUUAACGAUGAGGGCAAAACAGCAGUGGAUAUAGCGAGAGAAGUCAUGGAGUACUACGAAUGUUUCAGGAUUAUAAGAAAGCUGGGAGAUUUUAAAGGAAAGGUCAAACCAUUCAUGUACUGUGCUCCACAUGUAAGCUAUGAAAAGCACAGGAGAGCGGCGGAUAAGGUUGACGAAGCGUACAGAGAGAGACGCAAUGCAGAACUAGUGGUGGCAGCGUUGUUGGCCACCAUGACAUUUACCGCUGCCUUCAGCGCCCCAGGUGGUUUCCAAACAGACCCAAAGCUGAGGAAUGAGCUAGGGAUCCCUGUUCUCAUAUCCUUCACGUCAUUUAGGGUUUUCCUUUUUUUCAACUGCAUAGCCUUCUUCCUAUCGCUAUUCACUUGUGUCAUGUGGGAAACGACUACAGAGCUUACCGUAGAGGACAAGUUGUUCUUCAUUACCAUCAAUGGUGUAGCGGUUUGUUUGAGCUUUGGGUUCACUGCUUAUGGGUUUAUGGCUGCAAUAUUCAGAGUGUUGGACAACAACAUGAACACUUUCUCAUGGGUGGUUUUGGGAGGUCUAAUUUUGAUGUCUUUGUGUGGCGUCUUGGUAGUUCUGUAUCUAGCGGCAAGAUUUGCAGUGUCGCGAGCCAGAUUCCAACGCCUGUGUGGUACACACCGUCGAAUAGAUGAUUUCGUAGAAUGGGUAUGGAAAAUAUUUGAACGCUGUGGGUUUCUCGAUAUAACACGUUUUAUUGGUGAUAAGAUCCGUGCCACUAUUAAUGGUGAUUGCAACCCUUGUGGAAAUGGACCCUAUCGUAGAUGCAACUGCUGUGGGUCUUCAUCCCUGUGUCUUACCUACUGUAACAAUGUUCAUCAAUCUGUUUAGAUCCUUCACUGUCUUCUCUCUUCAUUAUGCAGGCCAACUAUGCUGCUCCGUAACAUGCCCUGAUUUAAGUGAAGUCCUUCUAAGGAUGUCCU